CCCUGACCAUGAAGGCUGUGCUGCUUGCCCUGUUGACGGCAGGCUUGGCCCUGCAGCCAGGCACUGCCCUGCUGUGCUACUCCUGCAAGGCCCAGGUGAGCAAUGCGGACUGCCUGAAGGUGGAGAACUGCACGCAGCCGGAGAAGCAGUGCUGGACCGAGCGCAUCCGCGCCGUGGGCCUCCUGACCGUCAUCAGUAAAGGCUGCAGCUCAAACUGCGUGGAUGACUCACAGGACUACUACGUGGGCAAGAAGAACAUCACCUGCUGUGACACCGACUUGUGCAACGCCAGCGGGGCCCACGCCCUGCAGCCGGCUGCCGCCAUCCUGGUGCUGCUCCCUGCACUCAGCCUGCUGCUUUGGGGCCCCAGCCAGCUGUAGGCUCCCGGGGGGCCCUGCUGCAGCCCACACUGGGUGUGGUGCCCCAGGCCCCCGUGCCACUCCUCACACACCCGGCCCAGUGGGAGCCUGUCCUGGUUCCUGAGGCACGUCCUAACACAGGUCUGACCAUGUCCCUCUGCGCCUCUGUCCUCCACCCUGACCCUCCCAUGGCCCUCUCCAGGACUCCCACCCGGCAGAUCGGCUCUAGUGACACAGAUCGGCCUGCAGACGGCCCCUCCAACCCUCUCUGCUGCUGUUUCCAUGGCCCAGCAUUCUCCACCCUUAACUCUGUGCUCAGGCACCUCUUCCUCCAGGAAGCCUUCCCUGCCUACCCCAUCUAUGACCUGAGCCAGGUCUGGUCCAUGGUGUCCCCCACACCCAGCAGGGGACAGGCACUCAGGAGGGCCCAGCAAAGGCUGAGAUGAAGUGGACUGAGUAGAACUGGAGGACGGGGGUCAGCGUGAGUUCCUGGGAGGCUCCAGAGAUGGGGCCUGGAGGCCUGAAGGGAGGGGCCAGGCCUUACCUUCAUUGGGCUCCCUGAACGGCAGCCUCAGCACAGUGUAGGCCCUUAAUAAACACCUGUUGAAUAAGCCA
Rhinopithecus roxellana (golden snub-nosed monkey) is the source of this 974-nucleotide messenger RNA. It is a transcript of the gene PSCA, whose product is annotated as prostate stem cell antigen. Lineage: Eukaryota; Metazoa; Chordata; Mammalia; Primates; Cercopithecidae. The record is from RefSeq and is a predicted model, not a curated record. The coding region runs from base 9 to 380 and encodes 123 amino acids. The transcript has 3 exons.